AUGAUGAAGUUGGAGAUUGGCCUGUGCGUCUCAAUGGAGGUACCGAGGAGCUGCGUCAAACCCUACAAUCAGAGCUCCUGCACUGGCAUCGUUAACAAGUACUGCAUCAAGGCUUCCUAUCCAUUAUCGUCUUUGUCGCGGACCGUGGCGUCCUUCCCGCCGGAUGUGGUGGCGCGGCGAGACUUUACAGACCCUGCGGACCUGGGUCAAGCCUCCGAGGACUCAGUCCUGAACCUGACGGGCCAGAUCGUCAACAUCGGGCCGCCUCCACUGGUUGCCGUGGACAAUCCGCAACUGCCGCGGCGUUCUCUCGUGCUUCGGCACGGUGACUACGAGUUCGAGGUAAUCCUGCUCGCGUCCGCCGCGAAGGCGGCUUUCGCCUCGGGAGACAAAGUGGCUUUUUUCGGGAUUCGGAAGUGUCUUUACCAAGGUGUGGUCAGCCUGGAAACAGGUCGCUUGUCCUGGUUCUUGUGCAAUCCGUCAUGGCUGCAGCUACCAGAUUUCGAAGGACGCCCGCGGAAAGCGUUGAAGGUCGAAGCAUUGGUUCCCACAUCGGUGUCGUCACUUCACGCAAUUGGCGUGCAAGAGACCGCUGCUCGACUGGUCGUGGCAUGUGUGAUGCCGCUGACUGAGGCGGUGUUUGGCCAGCAAAUUUUUGUGUCCGACAAGAAGAUCCGUGUCGAGGUGGUCUUGCGAGACUCGACGGGCAACCAGGCGGUGAUGCUUUGGACGGAGCAGUUGUCCUGA
This is a messenger RNA of Symbiodinium pilosum, 747 nucleotides long. NCBI's taxonomy places the organism in Eukaryota, Dinophyceae, Suessiales, Symbiodiniaceae. The record is from the annotation of a GenBank genome assembly.